Molecule: messenger RNA, 324 nt
Organism: Penicillium diatomitis
Lineage: Eukaryota; Fungi; Ascomycota; Eurotiomycetes; Eurotiales; Aspergillaceae
Product: succinate dehydrogenase assembly factor 1
Exons: 2
Coding region: 1-324 (107 amino acids)
Biological process (GO): mitochondrial respiratory chain complex II assembly
Cellular component (GO): mitochondrion
Source: RefSeq, a predicted model, not a curated record
AUGGCACGGCUCUCGGGUCUACAGCGAGAUGUGCUCUCUCUAUACAGACAGUGUCUCCGGGAGAUUCGCAAGAAACCUAUUGAAUCACAACCCAAUUUCAAAACUUAUGCCCGGUAUGUCUUGUACCCUGCACGCUUCAUUCCUGCUCAUCCUUGGGCCAUCGGAAGCCUCCGACUAACCGGCAGACGUGGGCGGCGAAGCGCGGAAUUCCAAAAGCACCUCUCGGUGAAUAAGAAAGACUUUAGUGCGAUAGAGUAUCUCUUGCGAAAGGGCAAUCGUCAGCUCGAGAUGUAUGCUUCACCGGGAAUUCGCAAUAUCCGAUGA